Messenger RNA from Daldinia caldariorum, 2367 nucleotides. Its product is annotated as phosphoglycerate mutase-like protein. The coding region runs from base 191 to 1801 and encodes 536 amino acids. The record is from RefSeq and is a predicted model, not a curated record. Gene Ontology annotation, molecular function: acid phosphatase activity. Lineage: Eukaryota; Fungi; Ascomycota; Sordariomycetes; Xylariales; Hypoxylaceae. The transcript has 2 exons.
UGCAAAAAUCAGCAACUCAUUUUACGUACAAUAUAAUUGCUCAUUUGUCUCCUUACCUUUUUUUCUUUUCGUCAUUGCAGCGUUACGUAUAGCAAAGUAUUGUUAUUAUUAAAUCACUGGUUGCACUUUCUUCACAGAUCGUCAGGCAUAUGGCGAUGAAGAAAGCUCAGUUCUUUCACUCUUUUUCACGAUGGUCUUCACCGACUUGAGACGCCAGCUGACGGCCUUCGUGGCCCGAGGUCCAUACAAAUAUACAUUACUUCCCGAAAAUACUUCUCGAAGUCAGAUGCGAAUGCGCGCGACAGGAUGGGUUAAUCAGCACAUUUUUAGUAUUAGGCUUGCCCUAUGCGCCUUGCUUUCGAUCGUGAUAAUUUCCUUCUCCAUGACAUUCAUGUAUGUCAAGUACGUCUUGGAAGUGUUUGUCAUAAAUAGCUCACUUUUGCUGACCACGAAUAUUUACUUACCUAGGCAAUCUAUCUCAUCACAACCUUGCAGAGGCUUUAUACAUGACCAUGACCGUCACUGUAAAAGCGAGGUUUCUCGCUUAUGGGGACAGUACUCAUCUGUAUUUUCUGUCCCUUCAGAAAUCUCUCCUGCCAUCCCAGAAGGGUGCGAUGUUACUUUUGCGCAAGUGCUUUCACGCCACGGUGCCCGUGACCCCACAGAGCAUAAGUCCUUGGCUUAUGGGGCGCUUGUUGAACGCAUCCACAACACCGUAGUGAAUUAUGGGAAGAAUCUUGAGUUCAUCAAGGACUACAAGUACACCCUCGGUGCUGACCAAUUGACCCUCUUUGGGGAACAGCAAAUGGCGGACUCUGGUGUCAAGUUCUAUGAGCGAUAUCAGCAUCUAGCCAGCACCAAUUCCCCCUUUGUGCGUGCUUCUGGCCAGGACCGUGUUGUCGAGUCUGCCCAGAACUGGACUCAAGGCUUUCACCUGGCGCGAUUGGCAGAUAAGCAUUCUCAUAUCCCGGAUACAUACCCCUAUGAUAUCCUUAUCAUUCCCGAGAGAGACGGGUUCAAUAACUCGCUUAGCCCUAACCUUUGUCCUGCCUUUGAAGACAGUCGACAUGAUAAUCAGAGCAAACAGGAUACUUGGACAGAGCAUUUCGUGCCGCCCCUGACGGAGAGGUUGAACGAGAACCUGCCUGGUGCUGACCUAACCGACGAAGAGGCCAUAUACAUCAUGGAUUUAUGUCCUUUCAAUACCGUUGCUGAUGACAAGGGAAAGCUGUCACAGUUCUGCUACCUAUUCACGGUUGAUGAGUGGCAUGACUAUGACUACUAUCAAUCUCUGGGCAAAUGGUAUGGCUUUGGAAAUGGGAAUCCCCUUGGUCCAACUCAAGGUGUCGGCUUUGUCAAUGAGCUGCUUGCAAGACUCACCGGUCAGCCUGUUGUCGAUCACACCACCACGAAUUCAACCCUGGAUGGAUCCAACACUACCUUUCCUCUUGACCGCGUCCUAUAUGCCGACUUCAGCCAUGACAACGAUAUGAUGGACAUAUACGGCGCUCUAGGCCUGUACAAUCUAACGGACCCACUGCCUGGGAGCCGAAGAGUUAGCCCAAGGGAAGCCAAAGGGUUCUCUGCUGCAUGGGCUGUCCCAUUUGCUGCGAGGCUAUACGUAGAGAAGAUGUCGUGCGGAGGGAGCAAAGAAGAGUUUGUGCGAAUUCUGGUUAAUGAUCGAGUGAUACCCCUGCAGAACUGCGAUGCCGACGAGUUAGGUCGCUGUACCUUGACCAAAUUCGUUGAGAGCCAAAGUUUCGCGAAGAACGGUGGGCACUGGGACCAGUGCUUUACAUGAUACCUCUAAUGUCGUUCACCUUCCUAAGAUCUGCCAUAAAUGGAAGUCUGCAUCCCACAUCUUUACUCUUUAUACAUCGUAGACAUGUUUUAGUUGCUUUGCUUUCAUCGCUUAAUUUGAUGUAUCCAAUCGUGAUUCGAGAUAGCAUCAGAUCAAUCAGAUCAGGGGGGCCGAUUUGAGUACCUAAUGAAAAACAAUGCGGGCUUCCAAACAAACAAUAUGUUCGAUAGUAUGGUUCUGCUUGUCCCCCCCUCUCCCCCCUUUCCCUCCUCUUCCCCCUGCCCAUAUCUAGAUAUGACAAGUCAAAAUCCUAAUAAUAGUUGCAAUCAAAUUUCAUGUCGUCAAACGCUUUGAUGGCCUGAUGGAGAUUUGUCACCGACCGUGAAUAUUACUGCUAUAAGGCAGAUUUUUUUUAUUGUGGCUUAUCGGCAACGAAUUUCUUCAAUGUUCCUAAUGAUUUAUCCUUUAUAUGUGUGACCCGUAUCCUGUAUGUAACCGAGUAACAUUAUAUGAGGUACAUACAUAGGCUGAUAACCUAUAGGUUAGGUAGGUAGGUAGUAUGCACG